AUUUGAAAAGAACCUACCCGCGGCGCCGCCUUCGUCUGCUCUUCUUUCUUCCCCAGACAAUCCCUUUUUCUCCUACUACUGGCAGGCUGGUACUAGGAGGAGCGAACGGAGACGGAGAAAGCGGGGGAGUUCGAGAAGCAAUCUCUCCAAUCCAUUCCUCUCAUCAUCGUCAUCGGAGGAGGAAGGAAUCCAUCCCAUGGCGUCCCCUCCGCCCUUUGACAUCUGCGGCGACCUGGACGACGACCCCACCCCUCCUGCGCCGCCGCUCGCUGCCCCGACCCCCAACGGCCUCAACGACCGCCUCCUCCGCCUCGCCCGCACCCACCCACGGGGCCCCGCCCCAAACCCUAACCCUAUCCCCCCUCCUCCGCCGCCGCAAGGAGCAGGACCGGAACCCGCCAAGGUCAAGCUGCCCGGCCGCCGCCGCCUCUGUAAGCUCUCCUCCGCCCCAGAUGACUCCGCCGACAGCAUCCGCGACAUACUGGACGAUCUCACCACCCGCCUCGACUCCCUCUCGGUCGACAGGCCCACCGCAAGGCUCAGACCGCAGGUCACCCCACUUCCCUGCGCCAUCGCCGAUGAUGCAGACGCCGACCCCGAAGCAGAUCACAAGGGGAAAACCCCCAUUCUAGGAUCUUAUGUCGUUAAUGAUGGCAGAAAACCCUCACCCCUUGUCUACUGUGAAGACGAUGACGAUGAGGAUUUCGCAACAAGAUCUUAUGGUGGUGUUAAAGAGGAGGUCACUAGUAAGGUGUUCAAGGCCUCUUCUUCUUUUGGUGGCCGUGGCAACGAUUGCAAGAUGAAAGCUAAAGGAGCCUAUGCCUUUGAUACGGUGUCAAGGGAAACCGUCUCCAAGGCCUCAGUUUUUGGGGCCUAUGAUGGUGAUGAAGACAUCGACCAAGAUGCAGGGAAUGGGAAGGAAAACCGUGUGAUUGUUGAGAAUAGUGCCGAGGAUGUUGACUGGGAGAAGACAGAGGACUUCAAGAUGGAGCCCACUGGGACUGGUGUAACACACAAGCCCUACAAGCUCCCAGGAAGGAUAUUCAACAUGCUUUACCCCCACCAGCGUGAGGGGCUCAGGUGGCUUUGGGUUCUGCAUUGUAGGGGAACUGGAGGUAUCCUUGGAGAUGACAUGGGGCUUGGCAAGACCAUGCAGGUUUCUGCAUUCCUAGCUGGAUUGUUCCAUUCCCGUUUAAUCAAGAGAGUGUUAGUUGUUGCCCCAAAGACCCUUCUGACUCAUUGGAUCAAGGAACUUUCAGUUGUGGGCCUCAAAGAUAAGAUCAGAGACUAUUCUUGCCCCAAUGCAAAUGUUCGCAACUAUGAGCUUAAAUAUGCCUUCAAGGAGGGUGGUAUCCUUCUAACAACAUAUGACAUUGUCCGGAACAAUUACAAGGCGAUAAAAGGCAACUUCAGCCAUGAUACUGAUGAUGAGGAAGAAACAAUAUGGAACUAUGUUAUUCUUGAUGAAGGGCAUAUUAUCAAGAAUCCAAAGACUCAGAGGGCACAAAGUCUAUUCGAAAUACCCUGUAUACAUCGUGUUGUCAUCAGUGGAACACCUAUACAAAAUAACUUAAAGGAAAUGUGGGCUCUGUUUUAUUUCUGUUGCCCAGAAGUCUUGGGUGAUAAGGAGGAGUUCAAAGCAAGGUAUGAGCUGGCUAUCCUUCGAGGAAAUGACAAGAAUGCUACCAAUCGAGAAAAGCACAUAGGCUCAAACGUAGCAAAGGAAUUAAGAGAACGGAUAAAACCAUACUUUUUGCGACGCAUGAAGAGUGAAGUGUUUCUUGAUAGCGGCACGACUGAAGAUAAAAAGCUUGCUAAGAAGAAUGAGCUAAUUAUCUGGCUAAAAUUAACAUCGUGCCAGAGGCAAUUAUACGAAGCUUUUCUCAACAGUGAACUAGUUCAUUCGUCAAUGCAAGGGUCACCCUUGGCUGCAAUCACAAUAUUGAAGAAAAUAUGUGAUCACCCACUGUUGUUGACUAAGAGAGCUGCUGAGGGUGUGUUGGAAGGCAUGGAUGCAAUGUUAAAUAAUCAGGAAAUGGGAAUGGUUGAGAAAAUGGCCAUGAACCUUGCAGAUAUGGCUGAUGAUGAUGAUGAACUGCAAGUUGGUCAAGAUGUCUCGUGCAAGUUAUCUUUUAUGAUGUCCUUGCUUCGAAAUCUUAUUGAUGAGGGGCACACUGUCUUAAUCUUCUCGCAGACUCGUAAGAUGCUAAACCUUAUUCAGGAGGCUAUAAUAUUAGAAGGCUAUAAGUUUUUGCGCAUUGAUGGUACCACCAAGAUUUCUGAGAGGGAAAGGAUUGUGAAGGACUUCCAAGAGGGUCCUGGAGCUCCAAUAUUUCUGCUGACCACUCAAGUUGGUGGGCUUGGACUGACACUGACCAAGGCAGCUCGUGUCAUAGUAGUUGAUCCUGCUUGGAAUCCAAGUACGGAUAAUCAAAGUGUUGAUCGUGCUUAUCGAAUUGGACAGACCAAGGAUGUCAUUGUAUACCGCUUGAUGACAUCCGGAACCAUUGAAGAAAAGAUAUACAAACUGCAGGUCUUCAAGGGCGCUUUGUUUAGGACAGCCACAGAGCACAAAGAACAAACACGUUAUUUCAGCAAGAGGGAUAUUCAGGAGCUUUUUAGUCUGCCGGAACAAGGUUUUGAUGUCUCACUCACACAGAAACAAUUGCAAGAAGAGCAUGGACAACAACUUGUCAUGGACGAAUCCUUGAGGAAGCACAUACAGUUCCUGGAGCAACAAGGCAUAGCGGGUGUGAGCCAUCACAGCCUUCUGUUUUCUAAGACAGCAAUCUUACCUACGCUGAAUGAGAACGAUGCUUUUGACAGCAAUCCUCGAGCUAUGCCAAUGGCCAAGCACUACUACAAGGGAGCCUCAUCUGACUAUGUUGCCAAUGGUGCUGCAUAUGCGAUGAAGCCAAAAGACUUCACUGCUCGAACAUACUCCCCGAACAGCACAACCACAGAGAGUCCUGAGGAAAUCAAGGCUAAAAUCAAUCGGCUGUCGCAAACCCUUGCAAAUACGGGCCUUGUGGCGAGGCUACCAGAUCGUGGAGACAAGAUAAGGAGGCAGAUAAACGAGCUGGACGAAAAGCUGACCGUGAUCGAGUCUUCUCCGGUGCCAUCUUCGUCUCCUUUGGAGACGGGUCCAGCGGAAGUGAUCUGCUUGGAUGAUUUGUCUGUCUAGUGUCGAUUGUAGGGUGGAGCCACAUGUUGCAGCGACGGCUGCUCGGGAUGUUUACCCAUUUUCGUUUGCUUACACUUCAUGCAUAUUAGUCACUAAGGGGUGACAUUUUGCAUGCUACUAAUUACUAAAUUGUAGCGACCACGAAACACAUGCUGAUCUCCGGAUAGGAGUGGCCUAUUGUAAAUUAACGCGGUAGUACCUGUAAGCUGGUAUUAGCUGCGGUGAGCCUGCUUUUUGGCGAUUGGCAAAAUGAAAAGUUUUAAGCUUAGAUUGUUGCUUUGGUUUGGUUUUCACCCCCUAUAUAGAACUGCUUGUAUGGUAUGGCACUU
This is a messenger RNA of Oryza brachyantha (malo sina), 3513 nucleotides long. RefSeq names its product protein CHROMATIN REMODELING 24-like. The record is from RefSeq and is a predicted model, not a curated record. Gene Ontology annotation, molecular function: ATP-dependent chromatin remodeler activity; ATP binding; DNA translocase activity. Bases 197 to 3184 code for a protein of 995 amino acids. NCBI's taxonomy places the organism in Eukaryota, Viridiplantae, Streptophyta, Magnoliopsida, Poales, Poaceae. The transcript has 20 exons.